Coregonus sp. 'balchen' is the source of this 4981-nucleotide messenger RNA. NCBI's taxonomy places the organism in Eukaryota, Metazoa, Chordata, Actinopteri, Salmoniformes, Salmonidae. The record is from the annotation of a GenBank genome assembly.
ACGCCAUUACGUGAGGAAUGAAUGAAGCGUCAUCCUUUCGGCUGCAACUUCGGUCCUACAGCAGCGCGCGGUCCUUAUUUGCCGCAUUUUCUCUCUCUCCCUCUAGCUUCAACUAAACAAAGUAUAUACUGUUGAAUUCUAUAACCAUGGCGCGAAGCAUACCCUUCUGCGCCGUCCCAACUUGUCUGCUCCUUAUCAGCGGACUGUGUUAUCGAGUGGCUGCCGACGGGCUGGUGAACGAGGAGGUGAAACGAACGGUGGACCUAAGCACGCACCUUGCUAAAAUAACAGCAGAGAUUAUUCUGUCAAACCAGGGAGACUCCGCGGUACAUAGCUUUAUCUUGGCAGUAGAGCCCGACUUGGCCCCCAACCUCGCGUACGUCGGAGCAUCGGUAAGUGACUUCGGAAUGUAUUCGCUGUAAACCACACAUUUUUUCCCAGGUAGCUACCGAACACAUGAUUAUAGGUAGCCGGCUAGCUAGUUAGCUAGCAUGCACAUAUUUGUCCUGCAGCGUCAAGGCAAGGAAGCUAACUAACUACUUGCUAGCUAGCUACUUGCUAACUAGAAAAUGUAUACUUUUGCUAAAUGGCCGAUCUAGCUAACAAUGCAAGGAUGUAGCAAAAAAAUAAUUAUAAGUUAAUUAUGUGAUUGUGGCGUGGAACUGUUUGAAUGGGAUAGCGAGUUCACUUCCGCAACACUCGUUCUGUCAGUGACCGAAUGACACGUAUGCGCUGAGAGGAGUUAUUUCCGUCUAAUAUGUAUUCUGAACAGCUCCUUUUGUGUGCAUGAUUUUUGGGACCUUUGAUUAUGUCAGAUAAUGUUUAGUAACUAGCUAGAGUAAAUGUUUUCCUCAUGGUGGGGGUUGUAAAUUCAAAUUUGUGUGUGCUGUCAGUGAUUGUUUGCACACCACCCAUACCCGUGGGGAAAGAAUACGAACUCGACAUUCACAACGCUGCAUACUCAAACUCAUUCCUGCCUGUAAUGAAUAAGGGCCAUGUCCAGUUCCAGUAAUAAGAGUUGAAUUGCACCAGAUUGGACAGACAUGUAAACACGUGUCUCUUUGCCAGGUGAAGGGUGAUGAAGAGGAGGAUGGCAUACUUGAGCUCAAGCAGACAACUAUCCAAGGCCAAAAGUGAGAGGUCUUUAAUUGCUGGUGCAUCCCUGUUCACUAAGGUUACCUUGCUUAUCCAUUGUCAAGCAUUAGACUGUAAAGUUAGUAGAUAUGCACAUUUUCACCAUGUUAAACUUCACCCCUUUUUCCCAGUGGAGUUUCUCUCACUGUUUCAGUUUGUCCCCUUGCCAUGUGUGCUGGUGUCCACUGACCUGACCCCCCUCCUAUCUGCUAUCCUCUUACAGUGGGGAGUUCUACAAGGUGCAGUUACCCUCCAGUCUGGGUGUUGGCGCAAAGCUGCGAGUGAAGGUGGAGACAGUCCUGAGCCACAUCCUGAGGCCCUUCCCCACUCACAUCACCCAGGCUGAGCGUCAGCUGGUGGUGUUUCAGGGCAACCACUACCUGUACUCUCCCUACCCCACCCGCAGCCAGACCACCCGUGUCCGCCUCGCCUCUAAGACUGUGGAGAGCUACACCAAGCUGGGCAAUCCCAGCAAGAGCGAUGAGGCCAUCGAGUACGGCCCCUUCCGUGAUGUCGCCCCAUUCAGUGAGGUAAAAUGUCUCUGAAGGCCCUGACUGGGUUUGAGAUGCAUUGAUUUGUCGUUGAAUGGUCUAAACACUGUUGGGCCAGCUGAAUAGCAAACAUUGGGUUAGUGGAUUCAUAUUUGGAGAAAUGUGAUAUUUUUUUGUUUCUCAUUCUUUUUAGGAUGCCCUGAAGGUCCAUUAUGAGAACAACACCCCCUUCCUCACCAUUAGCAGCAUCACCCGCAUCAUUGAAGUCUCACAUUGGGGAAACAUUGCUGUGGAAGAGACCAUCGACAUGAGGCACACAGGGGCAUUCCUGAAAGGUCCUUUUUCCCGUUAUGACUACCAGCGCCAGUCUGACAGUGGCAUCUCAUCAGUCAAAUCCUUUAAGGUGUGUUGAUUUUAAAGACUCCUUUAUUGGCAUGGAAUAUUGGUGCAUUUGCAAAUCAUGCUCUCAAAGGUGACCUGUCAAGAUUGUAUAAUAACUACAUCUCCUCUUUCUCCCAAAGACCAUCCUUCCUGCCUCAGCCCAGGAUGUGUACUACCGGGAUGAGAUCGGCAACAUCUCCACCUCCCACCUCCAGAUUCUGGAAGACUCUGUGGAGGUGGAGGUUAGGCCCCGCUUCCCCUUGUUUGGUGGUUGGAAAACCCACUACAUUAUCGGCUACAAUCUGCCCAGCUACGAGUACCUCUACACCCUGGGUGAGUUGACUAGAUUACCAUAUUACUAUAACUGUUUAUAACCAGAACUCUUUAAAGAGAAAUGGCCUAACUGAAAGCCACAAAAUAAUAUGCUAACUCUUGAUUCAUAUAUUCCUAUGGUCCUCAGGGGAUCAGUACGCUCUGAAGAUGAGGCUGGUUGAUCAUGUAUAUGAUGACCAGGUUAUCGACUCCUUCACUGUUAAACUCAUACUGCCAGAAGGCGCCAGGUGAGCGUGUAUUUGUGUAUGUGGCAGGUAGCUUAGUGGUUAAGAGCGUUGUGCCAGUAACCGAAAGGUUGCUGGUUCUAAUCCCCGAGCCGACUAGGUGAAAAAUCUGCCGACGUGCCCUUGAGCAAGGCACUUAACCCUAAUUGCUCCUGUAAGUCGCUCUGGAUAAGAGUGUCUGCUAAAUGACAUAUGUAAAUGUAUGUGCACACACCUUUAGCGUCUGUGGAAAUGGAUAGAUCUCCUGUUUCAUUCUAUUGAUCCACGUCUCUUCCUCUCAGGAACAUCCAUGUGGAAACCCCCUACCCCAUUGACCGUAUUCCAGACCAGCUGCAUUACACCUACCUGGAUACCUUUGGCCGUCCCGUGCUGGUGGCCUCUAAGAACAACCUAGUGGAGCAGCACAUCCAGGACGUAGUGGUGAGCUGCUAGCCCCUAGUGGAGGAUGGAAUGUGAGACUUUAGGGGGGAGAUUAAAACGUUUGUAUUUUUGUUUCACUGCGUCUGUAAAACCAGAGUGUCAUUACUAUGACAGGAUUAUUAGAAGCACCACCACCUAAAUAAAAAACAGAAACAUUCAAGAUGCAUGAUUUACAGCCGCCAACCCUUUCAGAGAAAAUAUUUAGAUGUAAGGUUGGUCCCCAAUUGAUGCUGUGAGUUCCUCAGUGUCUCUCUCUGUCUCAUCCCCCAGGUGCAUUAUACCUUCAAUAAGAUCCUGAUGCUGCAGGAGCCCCUGUUGGUGGUGGGGGCGUUCUACAUCCUCUUCUUCACUGUCAUCAUCUAUGUGCGCCUGGACUUCUCCAUCACUAAGGUACACCAUCCUCAACAUACUCCUCCUCAGUCUCUUUAUUAGUGGUAGCACUUUUACUCUCCUCAUCACUCCCUUCUAAGUUUAUCUCCUUUUUCCUGUAUUCUCUCUUUCAUUCUUUCCCCCCGUUUCAGGACCCUGCUGCAGAGGUUCGUAUGAAGGUCUCCUCCAUCACAGAGCAGGUCCUGACCCUCGUCAACAAGCGUUUAGGGCUGUACCGCCACAUGGAUGAGGUGGUGAAUCGCUAUAAGCAAUCUCGAGACACGGGUGCCCUGAACAGCGGCCGCAAGACCCUGGAGGCCGAUCACCGCACCCUCACCAACGACAUCAGCUCCCUGCAGGCACGCCUCAAAGCAGAGGGCUCCGACCUUGCAGAUAAGGUGUGUGUGUGUAUUAAAUUGUGUGUAAAGUACUUGGUGUGUGUACAGUUUAUACCUACCUGUAUGUAUACACUUUGCUGAACCUCACAUUCCCCUGUGUUUGUCAACAGGUGGGUGAGGUGCAGAAGCUGGACGGCCAGGUGAAGGAGCUGGUGUGUCGCUCCUGGCAGGAGGCUGAGCGUCUGGUGGCAGGCAAGGUUAAGAAGGAGGCCUACAUCGACAACGAGAAGACCCUCGCUAGCAAGAGACUGGAGCUGGUGACCCGGGUCGACAGUCUGCUGGACACCCUGUAAACACCACUAUACACGUGUCAGCCUACAAUACACAUACACACACACGUACGUGCUGCCCCAACUACCCAUCUGUUGGUCCGGUCCUGCAGUCAUUUUAUAAUAAGAAUUUACAUUUGCACACGUUCACCCGCAAACUCAUUGUCCAUCCCAGACACAAAGUACACACACUAAAGGAACCUGGAGGUGCAUACAAACAUUUGUGCCUUUGUGCCUCGCUAGAAACAUAACAGCGUUAUGCUGAACACCACAGGGAUUGCUUGCGUCACACCUUACAUGGCAGUCUAAAGUAAGUUAAAUUGCGUGGAAGAGCUCUGUUGCUCUGAGUAAAUGCAGCAUUUAUGUUAAAUUGGAAUCCUCUUUUGUAUUUAGUUUUUUUUACCCUUUUGAAUGAUUGUUGGAGACACAAUCUUUUUUUCGUGUUACUCUGUAAGGGUUGUCAAAUGCCUCAUCUGUCCCGUGUCUACACUCCCUUGAGUCCUUCCAACCUGUACUCUCUUCUAAAGGGUGGAGUAGUUAUCAAUGCCCCUGAAAUAAGGGGUCCCUUGAGUCAAACAAUCUCUAAAUGUCUUUGUCAUAUUCUUUGCACUUACGAACUACCAUUGUUACUUCCCCAUGGCCAUUAUAUUUAUAUAUUUGAACAAAGUUGAAGCACUGUGGACCCCAAUCCAAAGGGUUACUAUCUUCAUGUUAUGUUUCUCAUUGUCCCUCUGUAAUUUUUUCUAACAUUUGUAUCAUUUCUCUUUUUUGUAAAUGGUAUGUUUUCUUUGAUAGGAGAUUUAGUGAAUGCAUGAGAUUAGGCCAUGUGUGUGGGGAAGAGUAUGGGGCAAUCGAAGACAUUGAGUUAUAAUGUAUGUGAACCUGUAUCAGUAGUAAAUGGGAAAAUGAACCAAGUUUGAAAUAAAUAAGAAAAACAUGACAGAUUUUAUCAACUGUGUUAA